UUUUUCAUUGGUAAAGAAGAAACCGCCACUUUAAUCAACGGCCUCAAAAGUUGACACAUCUCUAAAACCGCUAAAGGCACUGUGGCUCUUCCAGGCCGUGUGGCGUGUCCCCGAGAUUCAUAUACACAAAACGUGAAACGCUAAAAUGAGCUUUAGAAUUGACCAACGGAUACACGUUAUAAUACGCAGCGUUUCUUUCCCUUAUGCCAUAGUGUAACUCCGCACCAGGUCUCUCCCAAGUUUUCCAGAUCAAUCUGAAGAAGAAAUAAACGCAACAGAAAAAUGCCUCAAACAUCAUAGCUCAUAGGCGUUUCUAUUUGUUAUUGAAUCGUAGGUAGAUGGCUAGACAGGGUGUUACACUAAUGUGUUAUUGGAAUGGGAGGAUGACAAAUGGACCACAUGGCAUUUCUUAUGAAGGUGCUGCACCAAAGCCCAUUAGAGUCAGCUAUGGAAUAACACACAAUGAGUUGCUGGAUAAGAUUUAUAGGGUUACAGGGUUUGACAAAUGCCGAAUUAAGCUAAAGAUCACUUGCAGGUAUCCAGCAUGUAGGGAGUACAUACCUGUUCCCAUAGACGAUGAUGAGUCUAUUGAUAUCAUGUUUGAUGUGGCACGAAAACCUGGAACGAACUGUAUGGAGUUGUAUUUGGAAAGAGACCCCGUGUGCUUUGAAAAUCAAGUAAAUGUCACUGUGCCGGUCUGUACUAAUAAACAAACACCAGUAGUAGUAAAAGCCACUCAAGAUGCCCAAGUUGACAGCUUUCUGGAUCCAGGACCAGUAGACAAGACAGUGCUUGUGCUGCAAGAUCAGCACAGAUCCGGAGCCAUAUGGGCAGGAGAGGAUCCUGGUGUUUUGACUUGCAGACAGAGGUUGGCCACAAUGAUGCGGGAGUGGCAAUUGGAUUCAGGUGUUCUUCGGUUUGUCAUCCAGUCUGGCUUUUAUGGGGUAUACAGGAUUGGAUUUAUGCAACUUGAUUGGCCCUUAAUCACUGCAUUGGUUGAGAGAUGGCGACAGGAGACCCACACCUUCCAUUUUACUGUGGGUGAGAGCACUGUCACGCUGCAGGAUGUAGGAGUGUUGUUAGGUCUUCGAAUAGAUGGUCAUGCAGUGACUUGUAAUGCUGACCUCCAAUGGGAUGAUCUCUGUGAGGAACUCUUAGGGGUCAGACCAGAUCGUAGUUUUCUUCACGGUUCAGCACUCAAGCUUAGUUGGUUACGAGCUCAUUUCCAGAAGCCUCCACCAGAUGCAGACGAUCUAACACUGCAGCGGUAUGCUAGGGCAUAUAUCUUAGGAUUGAUGGGUGGUGUUCUCUUCACAGAUAAAUCUGGAGCUGAUGUUCAGCUGAUAUUCCUACCUCUGUUGAGGGAUUUUAAAUAUACUGAACAAUUGAGUUGGGGCAGUGCUGUACUAGCACACUUAUAUCGUGAGCUUUGUCGAGCUAGUAAAGCGGGGGCUAAUGAGAUUGCUGGACCGCUUAUAUUAUUGCAGUUGUGGGCAUGGGAGCGAUUGCAAAUUGGUCGCCCUGAGAGACUUGGCGGCCAAGUGCAGGAUCCGAUUAUACGAGAUAGUGAGGACGUAGGGGAUGUGGCACCGUUUGUGAGGGAUGCAAAAGUAGAUGAGGAGCAAUUCCCUGCUGAUCCAUUAGGAUGCAGGUGGAUGUCUCCUGUAAUUCGUAGAGACAAUCCUCUAAGGGCAUUAAUAUUUUACAGGGACCAGCUUGAUCAACAGGCAGAUGAUGAGAUGAUAUGGCAGCCAUACACUCCUGAGCGAGUUGCAUUGCUACCAGACGUAUGUGUCAGAGACCAGCAUGUGUGGCAGACAAUUACUCCAGUAAUUUGCUUUGACAUUGUUGAGUGGCAUCGUCCUGAUCGAGUUCUGCGUCAAUUUGGUCUCCAUCAAGGUGUCCCUGAACCUUGUGAUACAGAGGUGAAACUCCAUUCAAUUGAUAGGCGGGGGAGACAUCACUACGAUUGGCAGGCAUAUCACGGACAAUAUAUACAACUAUGGGAAGCUCGUGAAGUGAUUAUUGCAGUGGGUGAGCCAGAGGAGCACUCAAUGCAUUAUCAUGAUCCAUACAUGGAGUGGUAUCGUAAAAUUACACGCUGCUUAAUUACUCCUCUCACACAAAGGUCACAUAAGCGAUUUCAGCCUUCAAGUGGGACAACACAUCUAUUAGUCCAGAGCUUGACCGCAAUCCAUAAUCAAUGUACUACAGUACUUGGUGCCUUUACCAGUGACAGUGCAAUGCAAGCAAUGAAAGAUAUCCAAAUCAUGUGCAUCCGUGUCUUACAGAUGAUUGGUGAGACCCGACACCUUGAGACAAGACCAGCUCCUACACCAACCACGGCUGCAGCAGCAUUAUUUCCUUCACAUACAAAUGACAUGGAGGGGCCAUUACAGCGCACCCAUGAGAAUGUUGCACCUCUACCAGCAACAAUCCCAACCACAAGUGAAGUUUCAUCACUUCGAGGACGAGGCAGAGGAAAAAGUCAAGGUAGAGGACACCGCAGACCACACAAAAGCACAGCUGCAGUUGCAGCGGCAUCGCCAUGUUCAUUUCCAGCACAAUCAACAGCUCCAUCAAAUGAUGAUGAUUUGGAGGGACCGUACCUGGAUCGGGAGAUGGCAAUACUGCCAGCGGAAUCAAUCUAUGCGUUAGAGGGUGAGAAAGAGGCGGAGACAGCAACACCACCACAAUCAGAACCGAUGCACCUGCUAGAGGAUGAGAAGGAGGUGGAAACAACAGCACCGCCAUCAUCAGAAUCAAUGCAUAUGGUAGAGAGUGAGAAAGAGGUAGACACAGCAGAAUCACCAUUUUCAGAACCAAUACACCCGUUUCAGAGCAAGAAAGAGGUGGACACAGCAGCACCUCCACCACAAGAUGGCCCUGAGGGGUUAGUAGAACUCACUGAGGAGGUGCCUAGCCAUUUGACCAGACCAAAAAAGAAGAAGAAGUCCAAUGGAGGGGCCUAGCAUCAUUUUUUGGCUCCUAUUGAUGGCAGGAUGUAAUUAUUGGUACAUUUUGGAAAAUGACUAUUAUUGUAACAUAAUCGUUGAGUAGCUUAUACAGAAUGUCAAUUUAACUUUUUU
Messenger RNA from Alnus glutinosa, 3089 nucleotides. Its product is annotated as serine/threonine-protein phosphatase 7 long form homolog. Gene Ontology annotation, biological process: meristem development; meristem maintenance. The record is from RefSeq and is a predicted model, not a curated record. NCBI's taxonomy places the organism in Eukaryota, Viridiplantae, Streptophyta, Magnoliopsida, Fagales, Betulaceae. The transcript has 8 exons. The coding region runs from base 339 to 2972 and encodes 877 amino acids.